Dreissena polymorpha is the source of this 1284-nucleotide messenger RNA. RefSeq lists its product as uncharacterized. The record is from RefSeq and is a predicted model, not a curated record. Lineage: Eukaryota; Metazoa; Mollusca; Bivalvia; Myida; Dreissenidae. Bases 260 to 907 code for a protein of 215 amino acids. The transcript is spliced from 3 exons.
CAAUUCCAUAGUCCCUGUACAACCCAAGCGGCGCAACGCAGGUCUACGUCGUUACCUCAACUAUGACUGGGAGGACCUAGGCGCGGGUCAUAUCCGGGUGACUGUGCCCUCGCUCCCUAACGAAGCGCUCGAUGUAUCAGGUGACAAAAUCUCACCAAUUUCGCUUCUGAAGUUGUUCGACUCGGUAUCUUCAGGAUACUUUUCUACAUCCGACGCCGACUGGCCGACAACGGGAGCCGACGGAGUCGAGUUCAUACCGAUGUUGUACGCCCGUAACGUCGCCCUAGACGUGGAGCCCGCGUUUUACGACGUUCGAGGCCAGAAGUUCCCCUUGGUCGUUGACACCCGACUUAAGUACGUCAAACGAGCAUCGUCUUGUUUCGAGAAGACACUUUUUCACGCGACGUCGGGCACGCUGUUCGCGAAACUCACCGGUAUUGACGUCAACGUCGAUUACGUCACACGAAAACCGACGCCGUAUCCGGAUUGGUUUCGAAGAAAAAUAAUCUCGGAUAUUGAUGCUGCCAAGGUAGAAUACACCAUACCAACAAAGCCUCAAGUUGGCGUAUUUACGUCACAUCAUAUAAUUCGUUUGAGCGACACGGAUGAAAACCGGCAUACAAAUUACUGUACUUAUUCUCGAGUUUGCCUCGAUUCGCUGUGUGAAAACAUUACUGCAGGGAAUUACGGAAGUGGUUUGGACGCAUAUAACCUUGCCUUACGGACGAUGGAAGUGACAUUUAAGAAGGAAAGUAAGUUAGGUGACGUCAUAACCGUGACGUCAUGGCAGGACGCGCACAAUAGGGACACGUUUUACUUCGAGAUUUCCAACUUAACCGGUGACGUCAUCACGACGUCUAUGAUGAGAUUUUAUGGAAGCAAACAUUAUGCACAGUCUAAAAUGUGAAAUGCUUACAAUGCGCGAUUCUUUUGUCAUAUAAUAUGACAGGAAAUCAAUGCUACUUAUACUUCUGCAUAGAGUGCAAUUAAAACAUUUUUUUUUCAUUUAAUAUGAGCGCAUGUGAUGCUUUCACGGGCACACUUGUUAAACAUUACGUGCACGCAGUUAGCAUCCACGUUUUUUACGACCACUCUGUCGCUGUAUACUUAACAAGAGCACCGCAUAGCGGGUGCCAACGCUCGGCUGCGAAAGCUUGUCAGAAUUUAUUUUUUUAGAUGUCACAGUGACCUUGACCUUUGACCUAGUGACCCAACAAGAGAUGUGUUUGUCAGAAACACAAUGCCCUCUACUGCGCCACUUUGAAAUAAAAUUUAUAUUCAUCA